CGUCGCGACGGCAGCACACGCGUCGCUCCCCCACAGAGAAAACUCUGAGCAGCACACAGUAGAAUCACGCAGAUAUAGAACGCAGAUCUGUGAAAUCGCCCACAAAAUAAAAACAAACGCGACACUCGCAGCGGCGCAUCGCGAAGAAAAAUCCCAGUGUUUCCCAUGUUCGAAAGAUAAAAACCCAAGGCCCUUGCCCAAAUGGCCGCCACACGUGUGUGCUCUAUAAGAAAGAAAUAACGCCCAGCCCAGAAGAACCCACUAGCCAACUAGCCAAGCAAACUAUCCGCAUCAAAGUAGAGCAAGUGUUGCAACAAGCAUUCCAAAUGUUGUCCUGUCUGGCGCCGUCGUCUUCACGUUUCGGCCAAGAGGAUACCAUCAUUCAGCAGAGCAUGCCCUCCACCUCCCCCUUCGCCAUGCAGUUUCCCUCGCUGGCCUCCACUUUGCUCCACCACAACCAGUCGCCGAAGCACAGCAAUCCCGGAUCCAGCGGGAUCCAGGAUGCCCACCCCAACCAGCCAGGUGCCGCUGCAGAUGCCUUCCUGGUCAAGUGCACCCAGUGCCACAAGCGAUUCACCGAGUAUCAGUCCCUCAGCGAGCACAUUGCCAGCGAGCAUCCACACGACAAGCUGAACUGCGGAGCUGCCCAGCCGGAGAGCGAUGCCGAGGACGAGCAGAGCAACAUGAGCGGCAGCAGCAGGCGGUACGCCAAGUCGCCGCUGGCCAGCAACAACAACAGCAGCACCGCCAACGCCAACAACAACAGCACCAGCAGCCAGUCCAUGAACAACAACAGCGAGCUGGCCAAGAACCACAACAGCGCCAACAAAAUGUCGCCCAUGUGCUCACCUGGCUCCCUCACCCCCGGCGACCUCUUCGCCCAGCUCCAGCACCCGCCGCCCCAGCUGCCGCCCCACCUGCACGCCCAGUUCAUGGCCGCCGCCGCCUCCCUGGCCAUGCAGUCCGCCCGCACCGCCAGCUCGCCCAGCCAACAGCAGCAGCACCAGCAGCAGCACCACCACCAGCAGCAGCAGCAUCAGAUGGCCAUGCAGCAACUGCUGCCGCCGCAGCUGCCCGGCAGCAACAGCAGCGUGGGCAGCAACUCCGCCUACGACCUGGACCUCAGCGCCCCGCGCUCCACCUCCAGUCCGGGCUCCACCACCGGCGACCUGAGUGGCGCCUAUCCCUGCAUGCAGUGCACCGCCUCCUUCGCCAGCCGCGAGCAACUCGAGCAGCACGAGCAGCUCCACUCGCCCUGCGGACCGGCGGCGGUCAGCAAUGUCUCCCAGACAUGCCGCAUCUGCCACAAGGCCUUCGCGAACGUGUACCGCCUGCAGAGGCACAUGAUCAGCCACGACGAGAGUGCGCUGCUGCGGAAGUUCAAGUGCAAGGAGUGCGACAAGGCCUUCAAGUUCAAGCACCACCUCAAGGAGCACGUGAGGAUCCAUUCCGGCGAGAAGCCCUUCGGAUGCGACAACUGCGGCAAGCGGUUCUCGCACUCGGGCAGCUUCUCCUCCCACAUGACCUCCAAGAAGUGCAUCAGCAUGGGCCUCAAGCUGAACAACAACCGCGCUCUGCUGAAGCGCCUGGAGAAGAGCCCGGGUUCCACAUCCUCCGGAUCCCGGCGAUCGCCCUCCGAUCACGGUAAGGGAAAGCUGCCGGAGCAGCCGUCGCUGCCGGGACUACCCCAUCCGAUGAGCUACUUCGCCAGCGAUGCGCAGGUGCAAGGUGGAAGUGCGGCACCCGCGCCCUUCCCGCCAUUCCAUCCGAACUACAUGAACGCGGCCCUGCUGGCCUUUCCCCACAACUUUAUGGCGGCUGCAGCUGGCCUGGAUCCUCGGGUGCAUCCCUACAGCAUCCAGAGGCUGCUGCAACUUUCGGCCGCCGGGCAGCAGCAGAGGGAGGAGGAGCGAGAGGAGCAGCAGAAGCAGCAGCAUGAGGAGGAGGAGACCCCCGAUGAGUCCAAGCUGGUGAUGGAUAUCGAGGAGCCGGAGACCAAGGAGAGGGCACCCACGCCAGAGGCCACCGAAGCAGCCACUCCCAUUAAGCGGGAAGAGAGCAGGGAAGCCUCUCCAGCUCCAGAGAGCUACCGUUCCUCCUCGCAAGCAAUCAAGCAGGAGCAGGAGCCCCUGAACGUAGCAGAGGAACGUCAAACUCCUGUGCAAGAACACGCCCCAGUGGAGCAUGCCGCUGAUCUGCGCUGCAGUCGCUGCUCCAAGCAGUUCAAUCAUCCCACUGAGCUGGUGCAGCACGAGAAGGUGCUUUGUGGCCUGAUCAAGGAGGAGCUGGAGCAGCACUUCCAACAGCAACAGGCCACGUCCUUCGUCUUGGCCUCCGCCAGCGAAGAGGAUGAGGAAGACGAGGAGAUGGAUGUGGAGGAGGAGCCCCGGCAGGAGAGUGGCGAGCGGAAAGUCCGCGUGCGAACGGCCAUCAACGAGGAGCAGCAGCAGCAGUUGAAGCAGCACUACUCCCUGAACGCUCGACCCAGUAGGGAUGAGUUCCGAAUGAUAGCAGCCCGUCUGCAGCUGGAUCCCCGGGUGGUUCAAGUGUGGUUCCAGAACAACCGCUCCAGGGAGCGCAAAAUGCAGAGUUUCCAGAACAACCAGGCGGCAGGCGCAGCACCGUCAGUGCCCAAUGACUCCCAGACAUCUCUAACCCGGGAGGAUCAACCGCUGGACUUGUCUGUGAAGAGAGAUCCCCUCACGCCGAAGAGUGAGAGCUCGCCUCCGUACAUAGCUCCACCGUCGGGAGAAGCCCUCAACCCCGAAGCAAUCAAUCUCAGCAGGAAGUUCUCCACAUCCGCAUCGAUGUCACCGGCCUCGAUUUCACCGUCAUCCGCGGCAGCCCUCUACUUUGGAGCUGCCCCGCCGCCUUCGCCCCCAAAUAGCCAGCUGGAGUCCACUCCUCGGAGUGGCCAGGCCUUUCCGGGACUACCUCCCUACAUGCUGCCCAUGUCGCUGCCCAUGGAGGCGCUGUUUAAGAUGCGCCCGGGCGGAGACUUCGCUUCCAACCAUGCCUUGAUGAACAGUAUUAAGCUGCCCGACUACCGGGGCACCAGCUUGAGUCCCGGCGGAUCGGAGAAGCGUUCGUGGCGGGACGACGACUCGCGCAUCUCCCACGAGGACGAGUUCGGCGCCGGCGUCCUGAUGCCACCGAAACCGCGGAGGGGCAAGGCGGAGACCCACGGACACGCUGGCGAUCCCGAUCUGCCCUACGUGUGCGAUCAGUGCGACAAGGCCUUCGCCAAGCAGAGUUCGCUGGCGCGACACAAAUACGAGCAUUCCGGUCAACGACCCUACCAGUGCAUGGACUGCCCGAAGGCCUUCAAGCACAAGCACCACCUCACGGAGCACAAGCGUCUGCACAGCGGCGAGAAGCCCUUCCAGUGCUCCAAGUGCCUGAAGCGCUUCUCGCACUCGGGCAGCUACAGCCAGCACAUGAACCACCGGUAUUCCUACUGCAAGCCCUACAGGGAAUAGGUAAGCGACACCUCAGUGCCGCCCACCUGCCAACCAGGAGCCAAUCCCCUAGCGCCGCCGGCGACGGCCAGCAACCGGGGCCGUCGUCGAGUUCAGGUUCCGGCGGGGAACCCCCCGUACCCGCCGCAUCAUCAGCACCCACACCAUCCGCAUCUGGCGGCCAUGGCUGCCUUCCAGCAGCAGCAACAGCACCACAGGCUCUCCUGGAAUGGAGGUGGAGUGAUGCUGCCGCCGCCACCCAGCCAGCAGGCGCAUCGUCCGCCGGCUCCACAUCCGCCUCCAUUGCUUUCUGGCUCCGGGUUUGGCCAGCCCCCAGCGGCGCAGUUCUUUCACCACCAUGCGGGACUGCUGCCGCCGCCGCCACCGCCACAGACCACGCCCACGUCCGCGCCCGCCUUCGACUUCUUCAACGCCAAGAUGUUUCAGAAUUGAGCUGAGAGAGCCGAGCAAGCCAAGCCAGCACUUACAGGCUGUACUUAAAAACCGACGAACAGAAAAUCUCAAAAUGUGCAGGAACACACUGAAAGAAACACCCCCAAAUGCACUUUAGACCCAGUCAGAGUCAGAAAAGCAAGAGAGAAAUAUUUUUUAUAGCCAUAUAGCCAGGGGAAAAGUAAGAAGCCGUAGUUGAAAACCUUUCGUUUGAGCGAAUUUAUUAUUUUUACAAUGUUGCAACCACUUUGUUCUUAGUAUUUUAUUAGUUUACCUUAACUUAGCUUACCGCCUAAGUUGGAGCGGGGCUGAAUCAUUUUGUUUGGCCCCCACUCGCCUAAGAUAUCGUUUUAUCUAUUUUUUUACGCAUUAAUGUUUUAGCUUUUAGUUUGAGGAGCUGGAGAGACCAGUACCAAGUGCUGCAGAAUACUCAAAACUCGAUCGUUAGUAAAGAGCUCACUCCUUGAUGGAGUGCAUGUAUAUUUUCUACGAUUAUGUAUUCUUUUAAGCUGUAACUUUUAGUUUUCGGUUAAGCCAGGCUGGGUUGACAUUGCGCAACCGCUCGAAAGGAAUUUCCACCCACAACCUCCGGACCAACGCAGAAGAAAGCAGAGAAAGUAAAUGAAAUGAAGAAAAUACAAGCAGACAAUACAAGCUACACACCCAGAUACAAAAGUAUUAAGCAGCGACUCUGUAUUAAAGCCACCCCAUUGUAAAGUCCACGCCCCAAUCGCCCCCAUUUCGUAUAUAGUUUAUGUUAAAUGGAAAACCCACCGCUUGCCGCGCGUUUCAAGCUCACUUACUUAAGGAAAACCCCAGUCGUUCUCGAACUACGCUUUAAAUUUAAACUUGCCCCUAAAUCGCGAAAUGAGCACAAACACCUACAAGAUCAUUCCAUUUGGCCAGAGCCGCGCCCACACAGAAGGUGCACGUCAUGCAUUUAAGGCCUCCGGCUGCCGCUUGCCACUCGACAACCCAAUAAAUCUAAAUCUAAAUCUAAUGCUAAACUAAACUAAACUAAUGCUAACUAAUAUUUAAAAGAAAAACUUAAUUUGGCCUUAUUACGGAUUAUUUAACGAUUAAAACGUUUCACAAUAUUCACAUAAAACUAGCAUGUAAAGCGAAAAGAAAUCAUUUGGAAAAGUCUCGCGAAAUCUAUUAGCAAAAUUCCAUGUGCGUACUAAAUGUAAAAAUCAAAAAUCAAAAAUGAAAAAAUCGAAAAAGAAACCAACCAAAAAGCCCCUAUUAACUAUCGUAAUGUUUGCCAUGACAAUAAAUUUAUGACUAAUAAUUGAUAAUGCUUUCGAUUGCCGUGCUAGCCAAGAGGAAGAGAAGUCAGGUCAAAGUUCAAUUAAAAUCGUUUCUUACUCAGCCGCAGACUAAAAUUAGUUGAAGAAAAACAAGGUUUCCAGAACAACGAACAUUUCUUUUUGAUGUCUAACUUGUCCAAGGAAUUUUCGCCCAUGAUUUUCUUGCUUUUCCAGACACGCAAAAAAAAAACGAGAGGAAGAAAAACUCACAAAAAAAUGCAUUUAAUACUUAAUUAGUUUUUAUAUUCUUGUAUUUUAACGGGCAGGAGGCCGAUCGGCGGUAUAUAUAUGUGUACAUACAUAUAUUUUUUGUAAAUUAUUUCGCAAGAACAAAAGCUAGAGAAUCCAAAAGCAAAAGCAAACAAGCGCAAACUGUUAAACUCGAGUUGGAAUACUUCAGAUUUCGGAUACAGCCGCACACACGUUAGCAUAAAUUUAACAAUAAUUACUAUUACACGCGUAAAUACUUAGCCUAGUUGAAGAAACCCCUUAACAACAACAAAAUGUUAACUUAAACACUAAAAGGAGAACUUAUUUUUAAGCGCAAAUACUAUGUGGUUUGUGAUGGAUAUUUGCACUCUAGGGCCUUAUAUGAAAUACACACUACACUAUACUACACAACACAACACCCACGUACAUAAACAAUUGUUAGUUAUUUAAAUACGCUACACACUUAACUGGCGGAGGAUCGUUUUAUGUGUUCCCAACCACCCAAGUCCUCAACUUUUCAAAUCCCCGCUCUCUGUUAAAGUUGUUCGCCCACUCUAUGUGUAAAUAUGCGGAGCAGGAAGUCCAGUACACUUGUAUUAUUUGUUUUACUUUAUGUCCAACAAUAGCGAUCCCUAAGUUAAGCACCUCGUUGAAACGGCAUCAAAUGUUCAUUUUAUUGCUCGUCAGAGAACACCAAAA
Messenger RNA from Drosophila mauritiana, 6130 nucleotides. It is a transcript of the gene zfh1, whose product is annotated as zinc finger protein 1. Gene Ontology annotation, molecular function: DNA-binding transcription factor activity, RNA polymerase II-specific; RNA polymerase II cis-regulatory region sequence-specific DNA binding. The record is from RefSeq and is a predicted model, not a curated record. Gene Ontology annotation, biological process: regulation of transcription by RNA polymerase II; anatomical structure development. The transcript has 5 exons. NCBI's taxonomy places the organism in Eukaryota, Metazoa, Arthropoda, Insecta, Diptera, Drosophilidae. Bases 327 to 3479 code for a protein of 1050 amino acids.